Eptesicus fuscus (big brown bat) is the source of this 2468-nucleotide messenger RNA. It is a transcript of the gene CDH26, whose product is annotated as cadherin 26. Gene Ontology annotation, biological process: adherens junction organization; cell morphogenesis; calcium-dependent cell-cell adhesion. The transcript has 16 exons. The coding region runs from base 33 to 2468 and encodes 811 amino acids. The record is from RefSeq and is a predicted model, not a curated record. Gene Ontology annotation, cellular component: plasma membrane; adherens junction; catenin complex. Gene Ontology annotation, molecular function: calcium ion binding; cadherin binding. NCBI's taxonomy places the organism in Eukaryota, Metazoa, Chordata, Mammalia, Chiroptera, Vespertilionidae.
CAGUAUCAGGCGUCUCGGCAUCCCCUGCUGCCAUGAGCUCCAGGGCCCCUGCCCCCCUGCUGCUCCUCAAGCUGCUGCUGUCGCUGCUGCUGCUACAGGUCAGCCUCAUCAACAGCCUCCGACAAGAAACCGUGGACCUGGCUAAACAAACACAGGUGGGCCUGGAAGUCAGCGCCGUUACCAACCAGGGGGAGAGCCACCGGCCUCUGCGGCGAAGCAAGAGGAGAUGGGUUGUCACCACCUUGGAGCUGCAGGAGGAAGAUCCCGGACCCUUUCCCAAGUUAGUUGGAGAGCUGUUAAAUAAUAUGUCAGAUAACAUGGCACUAAUGUAUUUAAUCAGUGGACCUGGUGUGGAUAAAUAUCCGGAGAUUGGUUUGUUUUCUAUAGAAGAUCAUGCGAAUGGAAAAAUCUAUGUUCACCGCCCUGUUGACCGAGAGACAACGCCAUCUUUUACGAUUUACUUCGAUGUUGUGAGUCGUUUGACAGGAAAGCACGUGGACAACUCCUUGAUCUUCAUCAUCAAGAUCAGUGAUGUGAACGACCAUGCGCCCCAGUUCCCCGAGAAUGAAUUCAAUAUCAGUGUGAGAGAGAGCCACGCAGCAGGUCAGCCUAUUCUUCAGAUGUUAACGGUUGACUUGGAUGAAGAAAACACUCCAAAUUCUCAAGUCCUUUACUUCCUCAUUUCACAAACACCGUUACUGAAGGAAAGUGGCUUCGAGAUCGACCGUGAGAGUGGAGAAAUCCGACUCUUGGGAUGCUUAGAUUAUGAGACUGCUCCUCGGUUUACACUACUAAUCAGAGCGAGGGACUGCGGGGAACCGCCACUGUCGGCCACGGCCACGGUUCAUGUCAGCGUGCAGGACGGCAACAACCACAGGCCCACGUUCACCCAGGAGAACUACAAGAUUCAGGUUCCUGAAGGCCGAGUCAGCCCGGGCGUGCUGCGUCUCCCGGUCCAAGACCGUGACUCGCCAUUCACGUCAGCUUGGAGAGCAAAGUUCAACAUAUCCAAUGGCAACGAAGAGGGACAUUUUGACAUUUCGACUGACCCUGAGACCAACGAAGGGAUACUACAUGUUAUCAAGGCUUUGGAUUACGAAACUCAUCCCACCUGCAGCCUGGUCAUUGCCGUGGAAAACGAGGAGCUGCUCAUCCCCUGCGAGGGCGGCGAGCUGGGGAAGCCCAGGAGGAGGACUGCAGCCAGCGCCACGGUGCUCGUGCAGGUGACAGACACCAACGACCCGCCAGUCUUCCACCCCAGGAGCUUGGUUGUCAGUGAGGUCGAAGGCGCCAGGCCUGGGACUCGCUUGGGAAGGUUUAAUGCUACAGACCCAGAGGGAAGCGGCAGCCAGAUAAGGUACGAGCUGGUUCACGAUCCUGCAAACUGGGUCACGGUGGACGAGCACUCGGGAGUGGUCGUCGCCAGGCAGCGGCUGGACCGGGAGUCCCCUCACGUGAACAAUGGCGUGUAUGUCAUCAUUGUACACGCUGUUGAUGAGGGCCACCCGCCGCAGACGGGGACCGGGACACUGACGCUCCUCCUGGCCGACAUCAAUGACAACGCCCCGCGUCUGCACCCGCGCUCACGGUACCUGGUGGUCUGCGAGUCCUCAGAGCCCGAGCCCCUCCUCAUUGAGGCAGAGGACGGCGGCGGGGAGCCCUCCUCGGACCCGUUUACUUUUGAACUGGACACCACGCAGGGACAUGCAGGAGACACGUGGAAACUGGGGGAAAAUCGGGGUCGGUCGGUUGAACUUUUAAUGCUGAGAAGCCUGCCUCGUGGCCAUUACUCAGUGCCGCUUUCCAUCGGAGGCAGACAGGGGCUCUCCCAGAAGCAGACUGUCCACGUGCGCGUCUGUUCCUGUCCUGGCGGAGCCACGUGUGCGGCGGAGCCGUUAGCGGCAGAACCACGGCCCUUUGUGGGGGUCCUUGCUCCUCUCGGCCUGGUGUUCCUGGCUGUGGCAGCUGCUCUGCUUCUCCUGCUGCGAUGCGAUUGUGUGAAUGGAGGCAAGAGGCACAGACGCCCGGCCCUGCACGAAGAGGGCCAGCAGACCCUGAUCAGGUACAACGACGAGAGCAGAGCCAUCUCAGGCCAGCUUGGGUCAGAGGUCAGGAAUCAGAUGCCAGCCCUGCCAAUCCACACGGCGGAGGAAGGUGCCGAGCUGGGUGCUAAGGUUUACCUGGGUACCGGGGUGCUCAGACAAUCCCUGGACGUGAGAGCGGAAGUGAUGGCGGAGAUCCUGCAUCAGAAGCUCUUUGGGCUCCACGAGCUGGCUGCAGACCCGGGGUCCCUGCCUCACAUCUACAUGGAGGAGGGGGAUCUGGAAGGGGCAGAAAGUCUGAGCUCACUUGCCUUCUCAGAACACACGCCGCUGCCCAGCCUGCUGGACUGGCUGGGGCCCAGCAUGGAAGAAACGCAUCCCAGCACAUCUCCUGCCAGUGCAAGGCUUUAUGGCCCAUUGAACUAA